UGUUAAACGAAACCCAGGGAAAGCAGCGGGAAGAGAGAAGUGAACCCUGUUUUUCACUUUAAAAGGGGGGGAGAUUUGUGUCAGACUUCAAAAGGGAGAAGCACAUUUUCGGACGACUGCAUAACCAGACGGGAGAAGAAUCUCACACUGGUGUUUGGAAAUGCUCACUCAUCGAAACACAUUCACUCUGUGGCUUCUGCUACUUCUCCAUGUCUCUGGAAGUGCAAUGAAAUUUAACCUAUUUGGCCACAGGAGAAAUGACCUACCUCAUGAAGGAGAUGUGAGGCUUUUUGGCGGCAGUGUUUCAGAGGGCCGUGUGGAAAUCUACCAUGAGGGCAAAUGGGGAACUGUGUGUGACGAUGGAUGGGACAUGGCUGAGGCCCAGGUGGUGUGCCGUCAGCUCCACUUCCCCAGAGCCAAAUCUGUCUCUGGGAAGACCUACGGAAAAGCAACUGGACCUAUUUGGCUGGACGACAUGGCAUGUAAAGGCACAGAGAAUCGUCUGUCUGCGUGUGAUUUCAAAGGCUGGGGAUUAAGUGACUGCACCCACAAAGAGGACGUUGGAGUUAUUUGUGAAACAGCCGGCACAAAUGGGACAGUCGGUGAUUUCACAUACUCGCUGGAUCAAAGCAUCAGUCUGUCUGAUGACCUCGGCCAAAUCUUUGACAGCGGGAACGGCUGUGACUUCCUGAUCUUGGUCCAGAGCGCUACUGGAAACAGACACGAGAACGAGACUCUGGAGGUGGUUGGGACAACGGUUUGUGCGCACAAGUUAAUCCUUUCACAGUUCCCACGCUUCAAUGCUUCAGAGGGGAUCACUGGUAUCACGGUCAACAUCAGCCAGUCCUGCCAAACAUAUUUUCCCUCCUUCAUCAGGUAUCUUUACACCCGCAAGGUGGAUGUGACCUUCUCCUCUGUGCAGUGCCUCCACUGGAUGGCUUACACAUUUGGGGUGAAGCAGCUAAUGGAGGACGCGGGCCGCCUGUUCACUAAGAUCCUCCCAGAAGACGCUUCUUUCUACACCCAGAUGUCCCUUUACAAUUAUGCAGAGGAGACUGGGGACUUGGUCCUCCAGGAGAACUGUGUGCAGUAUCUGGCCUGGAACUACCAAAAUCUGACCAUGUCCCCUGUUUGGACCCAACUCUCCGUUGAGCUCCUUGGAUCCCUUCUAGUCCGCUCAGACCUGGUGGUGCCGGAUGAGUAUUUUCUGCUUCAGACUGUGGAGAACUGGAUCAUAGAAAAGGGCGACUCGCUCACUUUGGAGACCCAGGCUGACCUGUUGAGUCGCAUUCGUUUCCCUAUGAUCUCCGCUGAGGCACUGUAUGGCCUGGAGUCCAACUCCUCUCUCUAUAGCACUCAUAAGAAUAUAUACCGUGACAAACUCUUGAAAGCGUUCCAGUUUAAUAUUCUGCUCCUCAGCAAUCUGAAGUCCAACCCCAAGUUCGACAAAGAAGAUGCUGAUUACAGGCCCAGGAUCUACACCGCUAAGCCAUGGAGUGCUGCUAUAACUCUUAAGUCUAACCGCGUGCAUUAUGACCGUUACAAUCAAUAUAAUCAAAUCCCAAGCGUGUCGCUCACCACACCUAUCCACAACAGCCUGGUCUUUAAGAAAAACCAGAUUAGCUGGAAUGCAGCUGUCUUUAGGACCCAACAUGAGUGUUCAAACCAUGGCCUGAGGUGUGAGUCUUUCCCUGUGGUAAGGAUGCGUACUUAUGACAGCUCCCCUAAUAACAUCGUCUUCCGUAACCGGCUCCUCCUGAUGUGCCAAGGCAAGUACAUCUGUCAGGUUCAGGACUUCAAAGACAACAUAGCUCAUGUUGCUAAGAAUGGGACGCAUGUUCUUCCCUAUCCCUGUCCUGAUGACCAGUACCUCUACCGCUUCGUCGUGAUACCAGAGUAUAUCUGAUCCAAAAGCAGGGCCAGGCUCAUUCUUUCUCAUAUCUGAUCAGUUUUUCUGCUUAUUAUUCAAUAGAUUGCAAUGAUGCGACAAUAUUAUCCAUGUGAUUUUUUCUCUUUUCUUUUUUUAUUUUUCAUAAAUCUUUGUUAAUUACCUGCAAAUGUAUCACCUGGCAGAAAUGUAAGUCAAGUGUCCUUUCCUGCUCUUUCUAAAUGGCAAUAAAAAAAGAAGUAAAUUCUA
Centropristis striata (black sea bass) is the source of this 2137-nucleotide messenger RNA. Its product is annotated as galectin-3-binding protein A-like. The record is from RefSeq and is a predicted model, not a curated record. The transcript has 6 exons. The coding region runs from base 161 to 1906 and encodes 581 amino acids. Lineage: Eukaryota; Metazoa; Chordata; Actinopteri; Perciformes; Serranidae. Gene Ontology annotation, cellular component: membrane.